GUCCCCAAAGCAAACGUAUUGUUGAGUCUACUACAGAAGAAGACGAAAUGGCUUUAUUACGCGGAUCGCACUACGUUAACAGUCAUAAUGUAUUUUUGGCGAAAACUGGACAAAGAAGCGAAGUAGGGAAGCUAUUAAAAGAACAUUUACCGCCCUUGGUUCAGAGAUCGCUUGACAUGCGCCAUGGCAAAUCGCAUUUUGAUAUCCUUAGUGUAGGAACUGGAACGGGGGAAACCGAUGUGGAAAUCUUGAAAAUAAUGAAGAAAGAGUUACAAGAAAGCGAGCAUGGCCAUCACAUGAAGAUCUUCAACCGAAUGGUCGAACCUAACGAAUAUUCGUGUGGUCUCUACAAGGCAGCCAUGGAAAGUUUGCCCCGCAGUCUUCUCGAUGAAAAGCCUAUAGAAGUUGAACUUUGUCGGCAGACAUUUCAAGAGUACAAGAAGAUGAAGGGCGGCCAUCAGCAAGGAUCAGUGAAGUUUGAUUUGGUGCAUUUUAUUCACAGUGUUUACCAUGUCGACGUCGAGGAGGCUCUGCUUCACUGUUUCGAGAAAGAGCUAAACGACACGGGUAUCUUGCUUUUCGUGGUAGCAGGGCAAGACCUCAUGGACUCGGUUAAGUUGAGACAAAACAAGCAUUCGGCUGGAAAAGACAAGGCUAACGAGUCCAAAAUGGUGGAGAGAAUCAUCAACAUUGCUUCUGAUAAUGGCUGGAAACAUAAAGUGUACGCCCAAGAAUAUUCUAUCGAUGUUACCGAAGUGUUUGAUGAGAAAUCUACUGAAGGAAAUCUGCUUCUUGAUUUUCUGACAGAAACUGCGCAUUUUCGUGAGAAAGCAGACACAAAACUUGUGGAAGAAACACUUAAACUGAUUAAGGAUCGGACCAUUUUGAAAGAUGGGAAAAGAUUUGGUGAGAAAAAGGAAUCGCUCAUUGUCAUUUCCAAAGAGCUGUGAUAAAUUGGUGUCACAUCCUGUUU
This is a messenger RNA of Stylophora pistillata, 973 nucleotides long. Its product is annotated as histamine N-methyltransferase-like. NCBI's taxonomy places the organism in Eukaryota, Metazoa, Cnidaria, Anthozoa, Scleractinia, Pocilloporidae. The record is from RefSeq and is a predicted model, not a curated record.